Molecule: messenger RNA, 2953 nt
Organism: Chiloscyllium plagiosum (whitespotted bambooshark)
Lineage: Eukaryota; Metazoa; Chordata; Chondrichthyes; Orectolobiformes; Hemiscylliidae
Product: interleukin-21 receptor-like
Biological process (GO): production of molecular mediator involved in inflammatory response; cytokine-mediated signaling pathway
Cellular component (GO): membrane; external side of plasma membrane
Molecular function (GO): cytokine receptor activity; protein binding
Source: RefSeq, a predicted model, not a curated record
GGCUUGUUCAGAUUGGCGGCAUUAAAGUGUCCACCCCGUCCUCCCUCAAUUAAUACCCACUAUAAACAAAAUCGUUCUUCAGGUUGGCAGCGCUUGUGGGAUCAUGCUGUGCGCAGCUUGGCUACCCUAUCAGGUCCCCAGAGUGGCACUAACAGCUCAACUUGGGUGAGGCUCCUUGCAGUUUUUUUCUGAAAGAUGUAACAAAAAUGGAAACGGUACCAAUGUUUUAGCCAGAUCACUCCCAUGUUUUCAGUAUAGAAUCAAGGAAGUGUGGUUCCAGUAAAACUCUCACUGGAAGGCUAAAAUGUAACAGUGACAAUCUUUGAAGCGCCGCAGCAUAUAAAAUCCAACCCUUUCAGCCCAUUGCCUUGCACUCAUAAUGAAGAUGAUGAUGACAUGAGCUGGCCUGUGACACUCCGCUUCUCAUGUUUAAACCUUUAACCACAUCCUGACCUUUGAUCAAUCUAAUGACAGGUGACGUCAAUGAUCUGUAAGAACGAAUUCAAUGUUCCAUGUUCGUACUGUAGUGUACAGUGUGAAAUGUAAAGGCAAGGGCUUCAGCUGCUCUCCUCUGCUCAUGCUGGCACCUGACCAGUCCCCUUGCUCUCACUCUUGGCCGAAGGAGAUUAUGGCCAUUCAGCAUCAGCGACACACAACUGGAGCUUCGAGCGAGCCGUGCAGAUGCCUCUGGAAUUGCAAACUGCCGCCAAAAAACGGACUUGGAAAGUGAGGCACCCUUUUGUUGACUCACUGGCAGCUGACGACGGAUUCGGAAUCUGGAAGUCCCCAUAAUGAGCUGUCCCUGGAGUACCCUGCUGGCCUUAGUCCCCUUCCUUCUCCUGUGUAAAUGGUCACACUGCACUACAGGUUGUGGUGGUCUAACCUGUUUCACUGACUACUUGGAGCACAUAACAUGCAUCUGGAAAGUUCCAGUCCCACUUGAGCCUCGAGUUUCAUACCAUCUUACUGCAGUAUCGGUGGAUGAGGAGAUUUCAUGUAAUCUAGAUCAGAUUCCCUGUUCUGAUGGCGAUAAUGGUCUGACUGAGUACAAGUGUAAACUCUAUGAAAAAGAUGGAAUCACAGUGGAUAAUUACAACAUCAGCAUAAAAGCAAAACACAGAGGAGAUGAAAAGUACAUUGAAAUAUGUCCUUACUUUGAUAUAACGCAAAACAUAAAACCUCUUCCACCAUUCAAUCUGAAUGUUUCGUAUAUCUCUCCAUGUGAAUCGUACAACUUCACCUGGCAAAUAGCCUAUGAUGAGAUGGAUUACUUAGAUGAUUUUGAAUACGAGUUGAGGUACAAGAGGAAAGAAGAUAGCUGGGAGCAACAGAAAGUCAAGCAUAUCAGAAAUAACCAGAGAGUUUUCGCACUAGUGGCCUCCGAGUUAGAUUCGAGCACAGAGCAUUCAGCACAGAUCCGCAGUCGCCCUGCAGAAAACUCCGAUUAUACAGGGACCUGGAGUGACUGGAGCCCUAAAGUGAAGUGGAAGACAGCACAGUGCAAGACACCUCUUCAGGUACAAUGGCUUCCAAUUAUCUGUGGCCUCAUCCCUACAAUGGUUCUUCUUGUGGCAGUGCUGAAGUUUAAUGUACCUCAAAGACUGUGGAAGACAGUGUGGGUGAUGCCUCCCAAUCCAGCUCCAUUUUUUCAACCACUAUUUAAGGAUCAUGGAGGAAAUUUCACGAGCUGGGUUAAUGCUCCACGUCAAGAUGCAUUUUAUGAAGUCAAUGAGAAAAAUGUAAUGGUCCUGGAAAAGGGGGACAGUGUUCAGGUAUACACUGAACCUGUUGCUCUUGAGAAACCAUUGAAAAUGGGAUUGAAAACAUGGGACAAACAGUCUGAAAUUCAUUCCUCAUGGCAGGCCUUAUGUGGCCCAAGUCCCUGCCAUUCAUCGCAGUCUCGGGGCCAAUUUGGGAACAACAUCCAACAAUGGAAGGAUAAAUCCUAUGGACAGGUAUCUAUCAACACUGUCACAGUAACUGACGAGGUUGCACCUUGUUGUUCUCAAUGCAGUUACAAAUGCAAGUCAACCAGACUACCCUACUUGACCCAAUGUAAUAGUAAUUCUACUGUAGACAAUUCAAAUGAGCAGGAUUAUCCUACCAGCAACCAACAAUUCCACCAUUUGCACCCAGUUACAUCAGAAACAUCUCAACAUUGUGACAAUGCACCACUAAACACCAUGAUGCCCCUGUUACAAUACUCUUGCGCCCAUGAGGGGAGAAGUGAAGAUACUUUGGAUCUUCAGUGCCUCAACAUGACUGACUGGGGACAAGAAAAUGAACCUUUUUCUUUGAAUGAUGGGGAAGAUGUCUCUUGGAAUGACAGAAAUAUAGGUGAAGGUGGUUCUUGGAGUGAUGGAAGUCUUGAUACUCUCUCAUCAUGUAGCAGACUUGAACCAGACCUUGGUUAUCCGAAGAUAUCACUGGAUUUAGAUACUGUUGACAGUGGAUUCACUGAGACUGACACUGAUUCUAUGACAGCUGUAGAUUCUGGAUACAAGACUAACAUAAAUAUAGUUGGAAUAAUGAACGCAGAACACAAGCAAGAGCUGGACAGUAAUAGUCCUGUUAAUCCAGAGCAGGAAGAGCAGUAUUACGGGAGCUAUGUGAAGCAGUGGGCCAAGUCCACUUCUACAUAGAUGUUCCAAUGGCCAGAUAAUCAUUUCUGAAGUGGAGUAACUAUGAAACUGACUGUUUAACUUACGACACACCCUCCAAAUACAAGACCCCUGACAUAUCACCACCACCCCUCCUCCAUCCUGCCCUGUACUCGACAACCCCUCACCCUCCCAGGACUUGACAACCCCCAAUCUCUGCCUGGAAUCAACACAUUGUUCUCUAUUCCUGGGACCUGAAGUCAAUUGCCACUAGAACUGGUACACUCCUUGACCCAAGAUCCAAGACCCCCUUUACCCUCCCAGGACCCAACAACCCCCCCCCCCCUCCCUCU